This is a messenger RNA of Lutzomyia longipalpis, 2851 nucleotides long. RefSeq names its product dnaJ protein homolog 1. Bases 798 to 1844 code for a protein of 348 amino acids. NCBI's taxonomy places the organism in Eukaryota, Metazoa, Arthropoda, Insecta, Diptera, Psychodidae. The record is from RefSeq and is a predicted model, not a curated record. The transcript has 5 exons. Gene Ontology annotation, molecular function: protein-folding chaperone binding; acyltransferase activity, transferring groups other than amino-acyl groups. Gene Ontology annotation, cellular component: cytosol. Gene Ontology annotation, biological process: negative regulation of transcription by RNA polymerase II.
GCCGGCUAUUUAUAGUGUGGGAGAGGCGCGAUUGGUUGUUGUAAUAUUGAUUUGAGAUCGGUUCAGCGAUGCGAAAAUUCAACUCACGAUCAUCUUUUCGCUUUUGUGCGCGAUUAUCUCAUUUUGUGGCCCGCUUGGUGGGAGACGCAGACUCCGCAGCUUUUUCAGUCUCACUUUGGCAUCCCCGUCAGAAUCACUUUGACCGUCCUGUGGGUGAUCGCCAUCCAUUUUCUUUCCUGUACAUUGAGGAAAUUCAGGAAGAAGAGGAGAAAAUUUUGAGAUUUGCGUGAGUGGUGGUGGAAUCUUCGGAAGAAGAAACUAUCGUGUGAUCGUGCAAGUGUGGAAAAUUGCGCGGUGUGUUGCCCACUUUGACGUUGGCUCAGUGUGAUUUUUCUUCUUUCUUCCCAAAGAGAAUCUCACUGUGAGAGAGGGCACAAAAAAAAACGAGAAGAAAGAAGUAAAUAAUCAUGACACACCGAUAUAUUUGACUUUCUUACACAAUUUCUCAAAAGAAAAAUUUUCAUUCGAGUGCUAUUUAGUUGCAAUUUAUUAAGACACCAAAUUUGUGUGGCGAUCACACGCGAUUUUUGCCCAUCUGAAGACGUGCGAUCGCCAGGUGAUCUUGUAUACGAGUGCGUGAUCCCAGAGAGGCGAGCGGAAUAUUUUGCAUUGUGUGAGAUUAUCCAUUUUAGGAAGUGAUUUGGGGGUGCGAUCUCCCCAUCUGGUGCGGAGUCAUCUCCGUUUGGGUGAUCAUCUGCGUUCUGUUGAAGAGGGUGUGUGGCCAUCGUGCGUGAGAGAUGGGGAAGGACUACUACAGAAUUUUGGGUAUUCAGCGUGGAGCGACAGAUGAGGACAUUAAGAAAGCGUACAGGAAAUUGGCGCUUAAAUAUCAUCCGGACAAAAAUAAAGCAGCCGGAGCUGAGGAUAGGUUCAAGGAAGUCGCAGAGGCGUAUGAGGUGCUGUCGGAUAAAAAGAAGCGCGAUGUUUAUGACAAAUUCGGCGAGGAAGGCCUGAAAGGACGGACGUCCAAUGGCGGUGGACCAACAACAAAUAACUUCACAUACCAAUUCCACGGCGAUCCACGAGCAACAUUUGCCCAAUUCUUCGGCUCAAGUAAUCCCUUUGCGGCCUUCUUUGACCUGUCGGAUAAUCUAUUCGAGAAGAACAGCAUGUUCGACAGCCUCGACACAGACACAGACUUUUUCUCACCUUUCGGCUUAGGCGCGCGACACGGCCUAGGCGGGGCAUUUAGAUCACAUUCAUUCAACGUUCACACACCGCUGAGGAAGGAAAAGCAGCAGGAUCCACCCAUAGAGCAUGACAUGUACGUAACACUGGAUGAAAUUAACAAAGGAUGCGUGAAGAAGAUGAAGAUCUCACGGAGAGUCCUGCAGCCGGAUGGUUCACCCAAGAGGGAGGAAAAAUACGUGAGCAUAGCCGUAAAGCCAGGCUGGAAAUCGGGCACGCGGGUCACGUUCCAGAAGGAGGGUGAUCAAACACACGGAAAAAUCCCUGCCGAUAUUGUUUUCAUAAUACGGGACAAACCACAUCCCAUCUUCAAGCGUGAGGGCAGCGAUAUCCGAUACACGGCGAGACUUUCACUAAAACAGGCUCUCUGCGGUGUGGUGUUUGAAGUGCCCACAUUGGAUGGGGAGAAGAUACGGAUUAGCACAAUGCAGGAAAUCAUUAAGCCGAAUACGGUGAAGAGAGUUAAAGGAUAUGGACUGCCAUUCCCCAAGGAGACAAAUCGCAAAGGGGACCUCCUCAUUGCGUUUGAUAUCAAAUUCCCUGAAAAAUUGACCGCGGCCGAGAAGGAGCUUCUCUCGGAUCUCCUACCAAAUUGAUUACAUCGCACCCCCGCCCUCCCGGCACGUAUGUAUUUUUUAGCUGUGAUUCUUUCUUCAAAGAAGCACAGCUUCUGUGUACACUCAAAAAUGCAAAGUCGUCAGAUCGGGCUCAAACUUGGGAUGAGCACGAAUUAGGGUCCCUACAUUCCAAAAAAUGGUGGCGCCAAAAAUCUUUCCGGCCGGCCGUCCGUCCGUCCGGCCGUCCGUCCGGCCGUCCGGCCGGAAUGUAACGCAAUAUUGCAAGAGAACGGUGAUAGAUAGAGACUUGCGGUCAACGGCAAAGUUCAUAUAUCGGGUGGAAGACAUCCGAUUAUGAUGUCAAAUCCAACCCCCCACCCUCGCGUCCGCCAUUUUGAAUAACCCCAAAAUUUUGUUUUUGAAAUAUCUCCGGUUUUAUUAUAGCUAGAGAUCUGAAAUUUUGAUAUGUUGUAGGGGCCAUCAAGACCUUUCCAACGAUACCUCAUUUUCGAAAAUCGGUCAAGCCGUUUAGCUAAUAUGGCCGCCACAAUUUUUCAUCGAAAAUCGGCCAUAACUCGAGAACGGCUUGACCGAUUUUGAUCAACUCGGGCUCAAAUGAAAGAUAUUAAUCAGCCCUACAACUGCUCGGAACAUCGAAAGUUCAAAAAAUGACCGCAAGUGGCGCUAAAAUCGAAAACAAAAUUUUCGAUGAGUUUUCGAUGAAUAAGUCGAGCACCGCUUUAUAGAAUUGCUUCAUAUUUUGAUAUGUUAUAGUUGGCUAUAAUAUCUUUCAUCAUGCCAAAAAUGAAGAAAAUCUAUGUAGCCGUUCCAGAGAUAUCGCCUUUUAAACUUAACAUGUCAUAUCUUGAGUUGCAUAAAACCAACGCCCCGCGAAGCGGGGCGUUUUAUAUAUACAUAUAUAAAAGUAAAGUAAAAAAUAUAUAAAUGCAAAGAUAUAUACAUUAUAUAUAGAUAUAAAAAUGCAAAGAUAAAAAUUAAAUAUAGCAUGGAUGGAACAGUAUAAAGCGAAAGAACGGUAAGUAAAA